Messenger RNA from Trichechus manatus latirostris (Florida manatee), 1661 nucleotides. It is a transcript of the gene DUSP19, whose product is annotated as dual specificity phosphatase 19. Gene Ontology annotation, biological process: regulation of MAP kinase activity; protein dephosphorylation. Gene Ontology annotation, molecular function: JUN kinase phosphatase activity. Bases 123 to 761 code for a protein of 212 amino acids. The record is from RefSeq and is a predicted model, not a curated record. NCBI's taxonomy places the organism in Eukaryota, Metazoa, Chordata, Mammalia, Sirenia, Trichechidae. Gene Ontology annotation, cellular component: cytoplasm. The transcript is spliced from 4 exons.
ACCUGAAGGGAGGAGCUUUUCUGGGGCUGUAUUUGUUACCUGAGCAAUAAGAGACAAGCAGGGUAGCCUGUCUCUGUGCUUGCUAAGCUUGCUGGUAUUCGUUCCUAGCUACUGCUCAUGUAAUGCACUCCCUCAACCAGGAAAUUAAAGCAUUCUCCCGGAAUAAUCUGAGGAAGCAAUGCACCAGGGUGACAACGGUAACUGGAAAGAAAAUUAUGGAAACAUGGAAAGAUGCCAGAAUUCAUGUUGUGGAAGAAGUAGAGCCGAGCAGUGGGGGUGGUUGUGGUUAUGUGCAGGACCUUAGCUUGGACCUGCAAGUUGGCAUUAUUAAGCCAUGGUUGCUCUUGGGGUCACAAGAUGCUGCUCAUGAUCUGGAUACACUGAAAAAACACAAGGUGACUCAUAUUCUCAAUGUUGCAUGUGGAGUCGAAAAUGCUUUCCUCAGUGACUUUACAUACAAGAGCAUUUCUGUACUGGAUCUGCCAGAAACCAAUCUCCUAUCUUAUUUUCCAGAAUGCUUUGAAUUUAUUGAACAAGCAAAAAUGAAGGAUGGAGUGGUUCUUGUUCAUUGUAAUGCAGGAGUUUCCAGAGCUGCUGCAAUUGUAAUUGGCUUCCUGAUGAAUUCUGAAGAAAUCUCAUUUACCAGUGCAUUUUCUUUGGUCAAAAAUGCAAGGCCUUCCAUGUGUCCAAAUGCUGGCUUCAUGGAACAGCUUCGUACAUAUCAAGAGGGCAAAGAAAGAAAUAAGUGUGACAAAAUAUAAGAAUUAAAAGAUGACAACAGUUCAUGAGUUAUAUUUAGCAGAUGAUGGGUAACUAAUUUCUGAGUUGGCCUCUAUAGCUACCUUUUUCCUUUUUUUUUUGGAGCAUAAACCUGUAAACACUCCCAUUUUUCUUGCUUUUUAAAGAUCUACUGUAUAAAUGAAUUUUUUUAAUUAUAUUUUUUUCUUUAAUGUUACAAUGUCUGAUUAAAUGCUGCUUUGAAUUGCUAAGGGAAAAAAACAGGAUAUUAGCCAUCAUUGAUUUCUGUAGGAAAAAAAGGUUUAGAUUUGAAAUCUAUAUUAGAGCAUGGAAAGAAUAAAUCAGUUGAUGAAGUCUCUUUGAAUUUUUCUAUUCCAGCAACUGUUUUCAUGAAGGAGAAAUCUGAAGUGCUGCUUGAUUUACUAUUUCAGAGGGAAGUAAAUAUUUUGUAAAGAAUCUUUUCAUGAUUAAAAUGAAUAGCUUAAACCUCUCAAAAGAAGUAACCUGAAUCUGAAGGUUUACGCAAUGUUUAUAUAAUGGUUAUAAUCACAAAAUGUUUAUGUCCUCUUAUAAAAAUGUAUCCACUUUUCAUUUUAAUUUUUAAAUUUAAUUCUAUUACCUCCUUCCCCUCCUUUUUAAAAAUGUUCUUAUAGAUGCUUUCUCACAUAAUCGUGAGCUUAUGUUUCUUUAAUUAGGUGGCCUAAUCUCUUACACUGUGUGAUUCCCCCCCCCCCACCAGGUACUUUACACCCUGUUUUUGGAUCUCACGUUGUAAUAUUUUGUUCUUGGAUCUGUGGGAAAAGGUUUUAUACCGAAAGAUCAUUGUUUAGAUGUGAUUUGUUCAAUCAAAGAAUUAAAAGAUCUGUUUUCUAGUUUACUACUCUUCUCUAUUAGAGAACUUUUUUUUUUUUUUUUUAAGGAAA